Messenger RNA from Echinostoma caproni, 1140 nucleotides. The record is from the annotation of a GenBank genome assembly. NCBI's taxonomy places the organism in Eukaryota, Metazoa, Platyhelminthes, Trematoda, Plagiorchiida, Echinostomatidae.
AUGACGGAUGUGGACACGGUUAAUCUAGAAAACCUUGCUGAUCUUGAAGAGACAUACGUUAGAUGCCUGGGUUCGGAAGAAACGCCGGCAUGUGGAUUCAUCCGCAGUAUGAUCAGUCGUGAAUAUGAGCGUGAUAUCAAAGAUGAAAAUCUAUUCGCCAUUUACUUGAAGUUGUGUGGGAAUAAUCGGCAUAUGGACGCCAUAAGACUUACAGAUGACGACUUGCAACCGAUUUGUUCAGCAUUGCUGACGAAACCCUGCGUUUCCAGUCUAGAUUUGCGUUACAAUCGAUUAACCGAUAUCGGUGCAAAAGUUCUGGCAACAUUUCUUCUAGAGUAUAACCUUCUUGAAGAGUUGAACUUGAUGGGUAAUGAUAUAGGUGCAUUGGGCGCAACUUAUAUUGCCGAUGCUCUAAAGAACAUAACUAGUUGUGUGGCUUUUGCCACCAUGCUUCGGGGCAAUCGGGCGUUAAAAGGGAUCAAUCUAAACAGACAACUUCUAUGGACAUUGCAGGAAGAGCCGACAGUUCAUAUCGCGAAAAUGCUAUGUGUAAACAGCACUCUGAAAGAGUUACAUCUAUCUAAGGUAGAUAUGCGAGAUUUUGGUGCUGAGCGAUUGGCUGAAGCCAUGGAACUCAGCACUCAGUAUUAUUUUAUAUUUUAUUAUUCUUCAAGAAAUCGAAUCGCUCGAGAUGGAGCUCUGGCGUUGUCGCGUGUUGUUGCAGCCAACUGUUCUCUGGUAAUUCUGGAUUUGGCUUUCAAUCGGAUCCAAUGUGCCGGCGCACGGGCAAUGGCCUCAGCACUGUUGAGUAACACGCAUCUGAAAGUGCUUUGUGUACAGUUCUGCGAGCUGAAAGGACCUGGAUUGUGUGCCUUGGCAGAAGCUUUGAUCACGAACUCCACCCUUCAGUGUAUCUACAUCUGGGGUAAUGAGCACGAUGAGUCCACAUGCAUUGCAUACUCAAAUCUUCUUCAAACUGGCCGCCUAACAGAGGACAGCACUGAUGUACGACCCUAUGUGGUGGACAACCGCACCUAUUUGGCACUGUUAGAUCACGACUGUACUUAUCGUAUGUAUCGCUUCUCAGUACCCUGGUGGAAAGGAUUUGCACCAUCCGAUCGUUCUGUGGCAUUGUUUUAA